AUGGAUUCCCAAACCCUAUCUUCUUCUUCCCAAUUUCACGAACCAAACAACCUACUUAACGGUGUUAACGGUCACGGUUCCGAUUCCGAUGACGGUUUCGUUAGCGGCGAAGAUGAAGCUGAGCCUUCCACGCCCAUUCUCGUUUACGAUGCCAAAUCUACCGUUCAGAAAAAAGAAAAAGAAGGAGAAGAGUCUUUCGACCAGGAAUCACCAAGGCCUAUUGCUAAGGUGACCGCUGAUGACGAAGAUGAUGAGGAGGAGGAAGAAGAUUCGCAGGAUGUCGGUUUGGAGAAAGGCGGUGGUGAGGAAGUGAAGGAGGAUGAGGUUUUUGUGGAGGCUAAUGAUAAGGGUUUUGAGAGUGUGGAUUCUGAAGGGGUUGAUGUUGUUGGAGAAGAAAUUAGUAACGGUUUACGAGAGGAAGAGGACGGUGGAACUGAAAUUGAAACUGUUCGUUCUGAUUCUGUGGCUGUGCAAUCGGUUUCUGGUGAUAAUUCCGGUGUUGGCGAUGUUGAGAAUGGUGACGGGGUUGUUGAUGAUGAGAAGUUUACGAGUGGUGGAGAUUUUGUUGUUGAUAGUCUUCGAGUUAAACCUUUGGUGGAUGGAGGUGUUGCUGUUGUUGGGGAUGAAGUGAAAGAUGAGGUUUCUGAAAUUGAUGGGGUUGUGGCUCCUGCCCCUGUUGCGGGUCUUGAUAAUAGUUUUGAAGCUAUUGAGAAGGUUGGCAGUGAAAGUGUUGUUGAUGAGGUUGGUAGUAGUUUUGAAACUAUUGAGAAGGGGGAUGAAGUUGUUGUUGGCAGGGAAGUUGAGCCUAGUAAAGUUGUUGACAGUGGAGUUGAAGUUGGAGUUGAUGAUAAUGUUGCACAUGAGCAACUGAGGGACGUUGUUCUUAUUGAGAAGGCUGGUGACGUUGUUGUUGAUGAUAAUGUUGCACAUGAGCAACUGAGGGAUAUUGUUCUUACUGAGAAGGCUGGUGAUGUUGUUGUUGAUGAUAAUGUUGGUGGUGAUGCCAAGCCUGAUGAAGUUGUUGACAUUGGAGUUGAUGACGGUGUUGCACAAAGGCCAGUGAGUGACAUUGAGCCUGCUGAGAAGGGUGAAGAAAUUUCAGAAGUUGUCAGUCGGAGUUUGGAGGCUGCGGAAGAUGAGAUAAACAUAGAGAGUCGUGCUGUUGAAGGUGGAAUUGAGAGCCGUGCUGAUGAUGCUGUUGAGGGAGAAGUUGGUAGCAAUAUUGAUAGUGUUGUAGAAAAGGAGGCGGAAAGCAAUGUUGUUGAGGUGGAAGAUGGGAGCAAUGUUGAUAAUGUUGUAGAAAAGGAGGCGGAAAGCAAUGUUGAUCAGGUUGUUGAGGUGGAAGGCGUGAGCCAUGUUGGUAAUACUGUUGAGGGGGAAGACAAGAGCAAUGCUGAUCGUGUGCUCGAGGUUGAAGAUGAAACCCAUCUUGAUAAUGCUGCUGUGGGGGAAGCCGAGAGCAAUGCUGACCGUGUUGUCGAGGUUGAAGAUAAUACCCAGCUUGAUAAUGCUGCUGUGGGGGAAGCCGAGAGUAAUGUUGAUCGUAUUGUCGAGGUUGCAGAUGAGCCCCAUCUUGAUAAUGCUGUUGUGGGGGAACCCGAGAGUAAUGUCGAUCCUGUUGUCAAGGUUGAAGAUAGCACUCUUUUUGAAAAUGCUGCUAAGGGGGAAGCCGAGAGCAAUGCUGAUCAGGUUGUUGACGUUGAAGAUGACACCGAUUUUGAUAAUGCUGUUGAGGAGGAAGCCGAUAGCAAUGUUGAUCGCGUGAUUGAGAUGGAUGAUGGUAACCAUGUUGAGGCUGCUGUUGAUCAUCAUAUUGACAGAGAGAUUGAUGACUCGGUGUCGGAUACGAAGGAUGAAUCAAUGAUCUUUGGAGGCUCUGAUUCUGCCAAUAAAUACUUGGAAGAAUUGGAGAAGCAAAUUAGGGCCAGUGAGAGUUCACAGGAUGACAGAAUUGAUGGCCAGAUUGUAACCGACUCUGAUGAAGAAGUUGUAUCUGACGAUGAAGAAGAUAGCAAAGAGCUCUUUGAUACUGCUACUUUGGCUGCUCUCUUGAAAGCAGCAUCUGGAGCAGGGGAAGAAGAUGGUGGCGGUAUCACCUUAACUGCUCAAGAUGGAUCUAGGCUUUUCUCUGUCGAGCGGCCUGCUGGUUUGGGACCAUCUCUCCAGACAGGUAAACCUGCAGUACGUUCAAUUCGUCCCAAUCUUUUUGCUCCUUCCAUGAGUAGAGCAGGUACUGUUGUUUCUGACACCGAUUUGAGUGAAGAAGAUAAGAAGAAAUUGGAGAAAUUGCAGGAAAUUAGGAUAAAAUAUCUAAGAGUGAUUCAGAGACUAGGUUUUACUACUGAAGAAUCAAUAGCAGCACAGGUGUUGUAUCGUUUGACACUUGUUGCAGGGAGGCAAAUUGGUGAAAUGUUCAGCCUAGAUGCUGCAAAGGAGAGUGCUUCCCGGCUUGAAUCCGAGGGAAGAGAUGAUUUUGCAUUUUCUUUAAAUAUAUUGGUUCUUGGAAAAACUGGUGUGGGAAAGAGUGCUACCAUUAAUUCAAUUUUCGGAGAAACCAAAACCAGCUUCAGUGCAUAUGGUCCUGCUACUACUACUGUGACAGAAAUUGUUGGAAUGGUUGAUGGAGUGGAAAUAAGGGUCUUCGACACACCAGGUUUGAAAUCUUCUGCUUUUGAGCAAAGUUACAACAGAAAAGUUUUGUCUAUGGUGAAGAAAUUGACCAAAAAAUCCCCCCCUGAUAUUGUUCUAUACGUGGACCGCCUCGACCUGCAAACUAGAGAUAUGAAUGAUUUGCCCAUGUUGAGAUCAGUUACUAGUGCCCUCGGUCCAACAAUAUGGCGUAAUGUGAUUGUCACUCUGACUCAUGCUGCCUCUGCUCCACCAGAUGGACCAUCAGGUUCCCCACUAAGUUAUGAUGUUUUUGUUGCUCAAAGAUCUCAUAUUGUUCAACAAGCCAUCGGACAGGCUGUUGGUGACCUGCGUCUUAUGAAUCCAAAUUUGAUGAAUCCAGUUUCACUUGUUGAAAACCAUCCUUCUUGUCGGAAAAAUAGAGAUGGCCAGAAGGUGCUUCCUAAUGGUCAAAGUUGGAAACCUCUGUUAUUGCUUUUAUGUUACUCGAUGAAGAUUCUCUCUGAGGCUACUAACAUUUCAAAGACUCAGGAAGCAGCUGAUAACCGUAGGCUGUUUGGUUUUAGAAGCCGUGCCCCUCCACUUCCAUACUUGCUGUCUUGGUUGUUGCAGUCACGUGCACACCCCAAACUCCCUGAUCAAGCUGGGAUUGAUAAUGGUGAUUCUGAUAUUGAACUGGCUGACUUAUCUGAUUCUGAUGGAGAGGAAGGGGAAGAUGAAUAUGACCAGCUCCCACCAUUUAAACCUCUAAAGAAGUCGCAGAUUGCUAAGCUUAAUGGAGAGCAAAGAAAAGCAUAUCUUGAGGAAUAUGAUUACCGAGUGAAACUUUUGCAGAAGAAGCAAUGGAGAGAGGAGUUGAAAAGGAUGAGAGACAUGAAGAAAAAAGGAGGUAAAAACGUUGAAAAUGACUACAUGGAGGAAGAUGAAGAGAAUGGAAGUCCAGCUGCUGUGCAAGUUCCUCUGCCUGAUAUGGUGUUGCCACAGUCCUUUGAUAGUGACAGUCCAGCCUAUAGAUACCGUUUCUUAGAACCGAAUUCUCAGUUGCUGACAAGGCCGGUCUUAGACACUCAUAGUUGGGACCACGAUUGUGGUUACGAUGGUGUUAACAUUGAAAACAGCAUGGCCAUUAUCAACAAGUUCCCGGCAGCAGUUACUGUUCAAGUAACAAAAGACAAGCAAGAUUUCAGCAUUCACUUGGAUUCAUCGGUUGCUGCUAAACAUGGAGAAAAUGGUUCAACCAUGGCAGGCUUUGACAUUCAGAACAUCGGAAAGCAGCUGGCAUACAUUGUUAGAGGUGAGACCAAGUUCAAGAAUUUCAAAAGAAAUAAAACUGCUGCUGGGGUGUCUGUGACAUUUUUGGGUGAAAAUGUGUCCACCGGUGUGAAACUUGAAGAUCAAAUAGCACUGGGGAAACGAUUGGUAUUAGUGGGGAGCACAGGGACUGUGCGGUCUCAAAAUGAUUCUGCUUAUGGUGCCAAUGUUGAAGUGAGGCUUAGAGAGGCAGAUUUUCCAGUUGGUCAGGAUCAGUCUUCUUUGAGUCUUUCGUUGGUGCAGUGGAGAGGUGAUUUAGCCUUGGGAGCCAAUUUUCAGUCACAGAUUUCUCUUGGACGAAGCUAUAAGAUGGCGGUUCGGGCUGGAUUGAACAACAAGCUUAGCGGGCAGAUCACUGUCAGGACAAGUAGUUCUGACCAACUUCAGAUUGCCCUUAUUGCUAUUCUUCCAGUUGCCAAGGCUAUCUAUAAGAACUUCUGGCCUGGUGUUACUGAAAACUAUUCCAUCUAUUAA
Lathyrus sativus (Indian pea) is the source of this 4413-nucleotide messenger RNA. Lineage: Eukaryota; Viridiplantae; Streptophyta; Magnoliopsida; Fabales; Fabaceae. The record is from the annotation of a GenBank genome assembly.